CAUGUUGAUAACACCAUGUCGCAGUGUUUCCGGAUUCUAGAUUGUAUUUUGUCGAAGGGAACAGUGUGGCAGGAAGCAGACAACGUUGCUGAGGAUGUCGGUAGUUUUUGAUGCCGUAUCCUGAUGCUUUGAACGCCGCCGAUAACGUUUACGCCAAAUGUUCCAGGUCGACCACAUUAUAUAUUACUACGGUACAUACUGCAGACAGUUGAUCGUCAAUGCCAUGACGUACGGGAGGACGCUGUUAUUUCAGUUGGUUCUUAUUCGGUUCCUGGUGUGCAAAGAAGCACCAGAAAUCUCAUCCUCUGAAUUCUACACGUCAGGUCAGACAUGCAGCUUCAAGGAGACGGCGGGAAAGAAGGGGAUGGAAAGCCUGUGGAUUACCUCCGGGAAUAUGACGGCAGACGUGGAUGGCUGCAAGACCCUGUGUAGCACAACGGAGCUGUGUAUAGCAGGGGAGUUCCACUCCACCACCAAGACGUGUCACAUGUACAGCCUGGAGACAAGUCUCACUGCUCAAGCUGACAUAGUGUUCUUUCAGUGGAAUAUUGAUACAGGAACGGACGAUGGUUCAACCCCUGUAGCCGCUAUAGUAGUUGGUGUCAUCAUCUGUGUGGCUGCUGUUUGUGGAGCGGUUAUCGUAGUGGUCGUACUCUGGAAAAGAUCAAAAAAAGAGCAAAGCCGUAACCGAACUUCAAGAAAAAGCGAAGGCUAACCAAGACGAUGACACUGAAACACACUCGCUUACAGAGGACAAGGAACACCAUAAAGAUAAUUGAGGAGAAAUCGACAGUCGCGUUUUUUCUCAAGAAAAUGAAAAAUGUUUAGAGUACAGCAAACAACUGUUAUAUCGAACUUAAAAGAACCACUAUUUAUAUUUCGCGAUAACCGAAGUUCGUUAUACCCAUUUCGACAGCUAAUGGCCGACCUGCCGUUGUACAAAGCGAUGUUAGUGCUAAGGUGAUCGUAAUUCCCAUACGAUAACACAGACUUAAGACUGGCGUAGCGCUAAGGUUACUUUGUACAAUGACAUCCUGGAUUAAGACAUAGUUUGUUAUAUACGUCAGUUCGUUAUAAGCGUGUUCAUUGUGUAUGUACUGUACUGUAUAUGUAAUAAUAAUGUUUGUAUAACAAAAUAAAAAUAUGGACAAUCUCAAGUUUUCUUUUCUUGGCUAAUGUCUGCCAAGCUGAGAGUCUGUUGGUGUUGGUGAUGUUGGCUAGGAAUGUAGUAAGCUGCGAAGCACACAGUCGUGUCUUUUGAUUGGCUAAGCUGUCUGUAAACUGGGGAGUCAAACAAAGGAACCCAGACGGAGCAAACAAACAAUGUGCGUACUUGAUUUUUUUUGCGGUUUGAAUCCUUAUGAUGGGAAAUGGGUGUUUGUUCUGUGUGUGAUGUAUGUUGCUAUUUCGAUUCAUAUUCCAGAUUUUGGUGGUUCUUCAUAUCAAAUAUAACUACAGUUUUCUCAAUUGUUAGUUACGAAAAGUAAACGCGGUAUUGUUAUUUGCUACUGUUAAUUACUCCUUAUGAAAGUCACGUAAAGUUCCGGGUUAGAAUUGGUCUUCAGUAACCCAUGCGUUUAGUAAGAGGCGACUAACGGGAUCGGGUGGUCAGGCUCGCUGACUUGAUUUGACACAUGUCAUCGUAUCCCAUUAGCGUAGGGUUUUGCUCAUGCUGUUGAUCACUGGAUUGUCUGGUCCAGGCCCCCACCACAUAGCUGCAAUAUUGCUGAGUGUGUCGUUGAACAACAAACCUAGCAACCGACCGUAUGAAAUAUGUUGCAUUCAGAGGGCCUAUUAUAAAAAUGUCAUCAAAUGUACGGUGGUUCUUGAUACGUACAAUAAGCGAGAUAUUAUUGAUUGAAAAUAGUCAUCUUCAUUCUCCUAUAUUUGAAAUGUAUCUCGAAUUUCCUCUUAGUUUGAACAACCUCCCAUCUAAUCAGAAUAAAUCAAUAUGUAUUCUGAUCUGAGAUUGUGGUUGAUAGUUAUGCCUUGUUUAAAUGACCUCUAACAAGGGCUUUUCGCCUGAGAUCUUUAUCGUUACCUGUAUGGGUACAUCAUAACCCACAUGGAGAAAAUAAUGUUGUAAAAUGAGAACUGAAUACACGUUUUAACUUGUAAUUUUGUUUUAUGUUUGUUUAAGGGCAAAUCAAAUAUACGGCCACA
Haliotis rubra (blacklip abalone) is the source of this 2163-nucleotide messenger RNA. RefSeq lists its product as uncharacterized. The transcript is spliced from 5 exons. The record is from RefSeq and is a predicted model, not a curated record. NCBI's taxonomy places the organism in Eukaryota, Metazoa, Mollusca, Gastropoda, Lepetellida, Haliotidae. Bases 158 to 715 code for a protein of 185 amino acids.